Molecule: messenger RNA, 1194 nt
Organism: Sphenostylis stenocarpa
Lineage: Eukaryota; Viridiplantae; Streptophyta; Magnoliopsida; Fabales; Fabaceae
Source: the annotation of a GenBank genome assembly
AUGGAAUGUGGUGACGCCGUCUUCCUCGACUCCAAUUCCGACGCCGUUGGAAGUAUAAAAACAAGGAGAGUGAAAGUGGUAAAGGGAGAUUCUGUUUCGGUGGGAGUGGGGGUUGGAGUUGGAGCUUCCCAGAACAAAAUUCUUGCUGACGUGACCAACUUGCAGCAACAACCAAAGCAACACGUCAAUGUUGAACACCUUCUCAAGGAAAAGGAAAUGUUAAUGAAGCUUCUUGCUAAUAGAGAUGCGAUUAUAGAAUCUUGUAAAGCUGAGCUGCAGAAGUGUCAAAACAAUUUUCAGAAACUAAGGAAGCAAAAUGCGGAACUAGCCCUCACAAAUAGUCAAAUGCUGGCGGAGCUUAAUUCAAGUAGACAGAAGCUAAGGGAACUUCAGCUUGAGCUGGGAAGCAAAAAUGGGGUACUCAAUGCUAUGAAAUUAGAAUUGACGCAAAAACAGCACACAGUUAAAUUGAAGCAUGAAACUGAUGUUAACGAGGUGAGAGCAUGUCAGAAUAAUCAGUCAUUCCAAGAAGAUGAUAGGAAGAAUGCAAAAAGGAAGAGAGUGUCUAAACCUCGAUCCUCUGCACCUGCCGUUAGUAAACAAGUCAAAUCCAUAGAAAAGGUCGACAACCACAGGUAUUGUUUGAGAAGGCAAUCUGCAGAGUUAAAAGAUGAAAAACCAGUACAAGCAGAAGAUUUGGUAGAGGUAGUUGAAGUAAAAUAUGAUAUUUCACAUCUACAAGAAAAUUUGGUCAAUGAAAGUGGACCUACAUCAUUGGGGUCCAAGGUUCAUGACGAUGCCAGAGAAGCUACAGAAUCUUCAAGACCUACUAUGACUGAACAAGUUGAUACCAAAAAUAACAUUGAAAAGAAGAGGAAUAGUAUGAGAAGACAAACUAACAGGUUCAGUCCAGAGAAUCCAGAAGCAACAGAGGACUUAUUUGAGAUAAAAGAUGCAAAAUUUAAUGUCCCCCUAUUAUCUGAUAAUAUGUCAGAAAAAUGUUGUCCAACAUCAACUACAACUUCUGAACAAGGAAACAAUGCCUGUUCAUUUGCGUCUCAGGAAACUCGCAGAUCAUCUGUUGGGCGGCCAUUGCGUCGGACUGUUGAGAAGGUUGUGUCCUACAAAGAAGCUCCACUCAACAUUAAGAUGCGUAGAGAUAAGUCGGGCAAUUUCAUAUCAAAUUCUCGCUGA